This is a messenger RNA of Postia placenta MAD-698-R-SB12, 1052 nucleotides long. RefSeq lists its product as hypothetical. The record is from RefSeq and is a predicted model, not a curated record. Gene Ontology annotation, molecular function: 7S RNA binding. Gene Ontology annotation, cellular component: signal recognition particle, endoplasmic reticulum targeting. NCBI's taxonomy places the organism in Eukaryota, Fungi, Basidiomycota, Agaricomycetes, Polyporales, Adustoporiaceae. The coding region runs from base 39 to 971 and encodes 310 amino acids. Gene Ontology annotation, biological process: SRP-dependent cotranslational protein targeting to membrane; SRP-dependent cotranslational protein targeting to membrane, signal sequence recognition. The transcript has 3 exons.
CAUCAGCAGCGAACUCAUACAUAUCCCCACAUCCUGAAAUGUCUCGCAGAGCCGCUAUCGUAGAGGAGUUCGACGACGACACCGACCUCGCGCUCCCACACCGUCCGCUGGCCAAUACCGGCACACGGGGCGCCAUCCUACAGGAGCUCUCAGACACCGACGACGACGACGACGACGCUCCUUCAUCCGCAGGGCCUGCGUCGCCCUCCCAGACGCACUUCAAGUCUUCGGUGCCAGACGAGAACGGGAGGACAGUGACAGACAUCACACCGUACAAGAAAUGGACGUGUGUCUACCCGAUCUACAUCGACGCCAAGCGGCCCUCCGGGCGCGGCGAGCGGCGCAUCGCGCGCGCAAAGAGCGUCUGGUGGCCGCUCAGCAAGGACAUCGCGGACGCGACGAACCGCCUCGGGCUCGGGACGCUGCACGAGAUCGGCAAGGCGCACCCGCGCGACUGGGAGAACCCCGGCCGCGUGCGCGUGCAGUGGAGGAAGGACGGCCGGCUCAUGAACCCGAGCAUCAGAACCAAGAAACAGCUCCUCGAGCGCAUCGCGCAGCAGAUCCAGCUCGUCAAGCCCGACAGCGUCCCCCGCCCGCCGUACAACUCGGCGCAGAGCGAAAGCACGGGCGUGGAGUCGGCCCAGGCGGCGACCCCGAAGCCCGCGGCGACGGCAGUUACGAAAGGCAAACAGCCCGCACCGGCGAAGGGGUCGAAGGCAACGACACCAUCUGCGACUGCGACUAUCAGCUCAGCAGCACCCGUGCAGUCGAAGAACCGCCGACCGAAGCCGCCGAGUCCCCCUCAGCCGUAUCCACCCCUAACGAGCCGAGUGUCCCCUUACUCUCCGGCAUUGCCAUCUGGCGUGCUUAUAGAGACAAUAAAGGCUGGUAUUAACGCGCAAGAGGCGGCACCUGGUGUAGGCGGAGGAAGCAGCAAAGGAAAGCGAAAGGUCGUGAGGGUCCGCCAAUGAGUGCUAGCGGGUAGGUGCUGUAAUACCAGAUUCUGUGUGUAAUACUGCAGUAAAGAGGAAUCUGAUGCGUUCUUCUGGGUA